AUGUCACGUGACCCGGGCCCGCGGGAGACGAGAGGUAGGUUCCAGCUCCCGGAGCCAGAGGGGUCUGGCGUGCCUAGCCCCCAGCCCGACGCGACCAUGCUGUCCCGCCUGCUGAAAGAGCACCAGGCCAAGCAGAAUGAACGCAAGGAGCUGCAGGAGAAGAGGAGGCGAGAGGCUAUCACUGCAGCAACCUGCCUGACAGAAGCUUUGGUGGAUCACCUCAAUGUGGGUGUGGCCCAGGCCUACAUGAACCAGAGGAAACUGGACCAUGAGGUGAAGACCUUACAGGUCCAGGCUGCCCAGUUUGCCAAGCAGACUGGCCAGUGGAUCGGAAUGGUGGAGAACUUCAAUCAGGCACUCAAGGAAAUCGGGGAUGUGGAGAACUGGGCUCGGAGCAUCGAGCUGGACAUGCGCACUAUUGCCACGGCACUGGAGUAUGUCUACAAAGGGCAGCUGCAGCCCGCCCCCUCCUAGCCCCUCUCCCCUUCCUCCACCCUGCUCCUCCUACCUCACCCAUGGGGGCAGGAGGGAGGCUGACCGCACCAAAAAUAAAACACAAGCCUCCAUUUCU
Molecule: messenger RNA, 571 nt
Organism: Trichechus manatus latirostris (Florida manatee)
Lineage: Eukaryota; Metazoa; Chordata; Mammalia; Sirenia; Trichechidae
Gene: BLOC1S1
Product: biogenesis of lysosomal organelles complex 1 subunit 1
Exons: 4
Coding region: 1-474 (157 amino acids)
Biological process (GO): endosomal transport
Cellular component (GO): BLOC-1 complex
Source: RefSeq, a predicted model, not a curated record